Molecule: messenger RNA, 2025 nt
Organism: Leucoraja erinaceus (little skate)
Lineage: Eukaryota; Metazoa; Chordata; Chondrichthyes; Rajiformes; Rajidae
Product: visinin-like protein 1
Exons: 4
Coding region: 297-872 (191 amino acids)
Molecular function (GO): calcium ion binding
Source: RefSeq, a predicted model, not a curated record
GACAUCAACUAACCACGUUACUACUUCCAAAAGAAAACGAAUAUAUGGAGUGUAUGAUUCACGGGGACUGACGCUGAGAUUCGCUCCUGCUUUAGCAGUACCCCCAUAAUUCAGAGCUGACGUGAGCCCUGUUGAACAGAAUACACACAGUUCCACUGGACCUGCAUCAAACAUUGUGACUCAACCAUUAUCAUUGUUUUUAACUCGAAUGGUUGGAUUCAACUGAUUUCGGAUCUAGCGAAAAAGAAUAACUGCAGAUUUUUUUUUUAAACACCCGUUUCACCUACAAAGGGACAAUGGGGAAACAGAACAGCAAACUUGCCCCUGAGGUGAUGGAAGAUCUGGUGAAGAACACAGAAUUUAAUGAACAUGAACUCAAACAAUGGUACAAAGGAUUUCUUAAAGACUGUCCCACUGGUAGGCUGAACCUGGAUGAAUUCCAGCAACUAUAUGUAAAGUUUUUCCCAUAUGGCGAUGCAUCUAAGUUUGCUCAGCAUGCCUUCAGAACCUUUGAUAAAAAUGGUGACGGGACAAUCGACUUCAGAGAAUUCAUUUGUGCUCUCUCCAUCACUUCAAGAGGCAGCUUUGAACAGAAGCUAAACUGGGCCUUCAAUAUGUAUGAUUUAGAUGGUGAUGGUAAAAUAACAAGAGUGGAAAUGUUGGAGAUCAUAGAGGCCAUUUAUAAGAUGGUAGGAACAGUCAUAAUGAUGAAAAUGAAUGAAGAUGGUUUAACGCCAGAACAACGGGUCGACAAGAUUUUCAGUAAGAUGGAUAAGAACAAUGACGACCAGAUCACGUUGGAUGAAUUCAAAGAAGCAGCAAAGAGCGACCCAUCGAUUGUGUUACUCCUGCAAUGUGACAUUCAGAAGUGAGCCAGCACUCAUGCAUAUAAUGGACUGCACAAAAUUCUAAUGUUUCAUUCAGUUAGCAGCUGCAGCUACAUCCAUACACACACUCGAAAACAAAGUGCUUGGACUAUCUUUAAAUGGACUUGCUUCUUGUGUUGAAACACUUGUGUGCAUGAGAAUGUCAUAUGCAAAAAAAAAAGUUUAAAUUAAUAUAAAAACUGCCAAAAGUGAAGUGUGCGCAAUUUCAUUAUCAUAUAAACUUCAUUCCUCAGAGGCCUGUGUAUUGGUAUCGUGUUGCAUUAAAUGAUGCUAUUAUUGUUCAUGUUCCACUGGAGCUUGCAAUGUGUUUCACUUAUGAGGCAUGAAACUUUGAUGUUUAUAAGAAAUCACUUUUUCCUCCAAAUAUUGUAGCAGAUCAGAGAUGAGAAUUUUGGAAAAUAUUGGCAGCAGAUUCUGAUUAGUAAAAAAAAGACAGUAGGCAUUGUGUAAAUGUGUUUGUUUAACUGGAUACUAGUACCAUUCAUUUUUGUUGAGUUUUUUUUCAAUUCUUUGAACCCUUUACAAACAAAAAUAAGGACUAAAAUACCUCAAAAAAAUAACUGCGGCAAUUUUUAACACAUAAUGGAUUCAGCAUUUAUAAUUAGCAUCUUUCUCAAACAUAGACACUCAAGAUUCAACACAGCAAAGAAGAGUUUGUAGUUUUAGCAAAUAUUUAAAAAUACCCAGAGGUAAGAGUUCUCCAACAUUUACUGUAUACCUUUCCUACAAUAACUAAAGUAGCAACUGCCAAGAAAUGGUUAUAGUGACUUUUUUAAACGCUUUUUUAGAGCUUUUCCACUGGUACCUUAUCGGUAGUUAGAAAUUACAUUGAUAGAAAUCCAAUAAACAUUAACUGUUACAAAGAAAGAAGAAAACUGUAAAACUGCAUUAGUACACAUUUUUAAAAGGAGAAAGAGGCAACACAAAGAAGACCUUUUUCUUUACUGCUUUAUUUCUUUAAAUUCUUAUAAUUGGGCUUGUGAUCUAAUAUCUAUUGUAGUACUAUGCCAUAACCUGUGAUUCAUUUGAAAACCAACAUUCUCCUAAACAGUAAAAAAUUAUAUUUUUAAACUACAGUCUGCGCAACUACCCCCCAAACUUAAGUCAAAGAAAUAAAAAUAACCAAAGUUUUGAGUAA